AUGCACCCGAUUUUGAUUUUGUUUUUUGCUUUUAAAGAAGAAGGAAAGGCUAUUGAAAAACGGAGGAAGUCAAACCAAUGGUAAGUCCAAAUGCUGUUAGUAUCUAGGUCAUUUAUAAAUGAUGUUUAAUAUGCAAAAUCUUUGCCUUCCGACGUUGACAAUGCAAAGUCAAAUUCUAGGCUUUUUGAGAGCUUUUGAAGAUUGCUCGGCUAUCUUUACUUCGGCUAUUUUUCGCUGUUGAAAUGUCGACAGAUGCUUCGUCCGCAUGCACUGUUUUAGCAGUAAAAUUUUUGUCUUAUGCAAGUACAGUAGAAACCCGGUAACUUGAAGUCUGAAGGCAAACAAAAAACAGUUAAUAGCGAGGGUUCGAGUUACGGUCAGUGCAAAAGGAAGACUGCGGACUGCAGACUGCAGACUGCGGACCAGGGGUAAAAUGCAGAGAGAGUGUAAAAUGAAGACUGCAGACUGAGAGUAAAACGCAGGCUGGGUGCAAAAUGCAGAAUGAAGACUGUACUCCUUCUUCUUCAAAUAGGUAGCUCGUAAUCAGUUACACACCUCGCUUCGUAGUCGAAGUACAUUACACAUUCUCGCCAAAAGUUCAAUGAACAUCCAAACAGCUAAAGUCUGCGCACCUUGAUUUUCAAUCCUUUCAUAGAAGGUCAUCGAAAUUUCCCGCAGAACAUCUUCCUUUGUUGUUGGAAUGAUUUACUCCCUUUUUUAGCGCCAUAAUUCUUUUGAAUUCUUUCUGUACAUUAUUUUGGGUCAGCAGCUUUUAUUUAAGCGUAAACAUCGUUGUGUUGUACCAAUUCACGGUCACCUGUAUCGAAAGUUGAAGCGUGAGGUCUCUCGAACGGAAAAAAGGUUAAAGAUUGCUAGUAUGUUUUCGCGUCGUCGGCGACGUUCCAGAGCGAGGAAGGAAUGGAUUUGUGAAAAGAGUCAAGUAAGUGUAAGUGGUGUUGUUUAUGAUGUAUUUGCGGGAUUGUUUUGCACUUAAACCCUUCCGCGACUACAGUUUACGCUCAGUCUGCAUUUUACCCCAACCUGCGUUUUACUCUUAGUCUGCAGUCUGCAUUUUGCCUCUGGUCCGCAGUCUGCGUUUUACACUGACCAGUUCGAGUUAUCGGGGUCGAUUGCAAAAUUGUGACCUUUCACGCGAAAACGUGCUAUAACGGCUUUCCGUUUUCGAACGGAAUUCCGUUUAGAACCCGUUUGAAAGCCGUUUGAAAGAAAUUUGCAUUCGUUCGAACGACCUGGGUCAUCCGUUCAAAAAAAUUUGCAUCCGUUCGAACGGCUUGAUCACCCGUUCGACAGAAACGUCCAGCCGUUCGAAUGACUUGCUCACCCGUUUGGUAAAAGCAUCCAUCCGUUCGAACGACUUGCUCACCCGUUCGAUAAAAACGUCCAAACGUUCAAACGACUUACUCACCCGUUUGCUAAAAACAUCCAACCGUUUGAACGACUUGCUCACCCGUUCGCUGGAACAUCCAUCCGUUCAAACGACUUGAGUAUGAGACAGUCAUACGAGCGGUUGUCUUUUCCUGUUCGCGUACUCGCGUAAUUUCUUUAAAAACUUCUCGCAAAGUUAUUAUUACAGGCUUAGAGCUCUUGCAGAAAAUAUAUUUUGCGCUUCUAAACAUACGGUAAUCAGUCGCCUAUAGAAGCGAACUUCUUAAAUUCUACUCUGUGUUACAAUGCGGUUGGAAAGAACAACUUCCUUCGAAAACUGUUCACAACACUGGCCGCCUUUCGAGCCACGAGAGCACCCGCAUCCUUCUUGUAGAAAUUUUGUCACUUUAGCUAUGAUUUCUUCGCUUUUGAGCACGUCAAGCAGAUCGCAUUCAGCCAUGAUGAAGGUUUUCGCUGUAAAGAAGAGUUCCUGCGAGAGAGUAGUUAUGACAACGCGUCCGACUGUCAACGUGAUUGAUGCGAUUGGCUGGUGUUGUGUUACCUGUCACUGUUGUGUAACUUGUAUGCAAAUUUAUCAAGAUCGGUGUCGUGACACGCAAUCGAACUGAACUGACGGGAAUGCGUUUGAGUCGUAGUCAAAUUAAAGGUCAGCAUAGCAUACAAUUUGAAAAUGUAUCGGGAACUGUUAGAAACAAAAAGUUGGGUAUUUGUUUUGUAAGAAAGCUAGAAAAAACAUCACCGCAAAUACUUAGCAAGUUUGCAUUCGCCGUUGAUUUUCUUUCGAGUUCCGCUUCAGCAAACUCAGUUACGAAUGUUCUCUGCGUUUCAAGUUUACUUUCUUUGGCUUUCAGUGGUGAAAUAAACAGGAGCAGUUUCAACGAUUGAAAGCCAUCCGUUCGAAAUUAAUUUUAAGUGAGAUGUGUAGCGGCACGGCACCAUUCGAAAUAAACAAAUUACAAUCAUCACGUUUGUAAGCCGUUCGUGACUGCUCGUUCGAAGAUUUCAUGAGCCGUUCGAACGUUUAGAUCGCUCGUUCCGAAUUUUUUUAUGAGCCGUUCGAAUGGUUUGGUUACCCGUUCGGACUUUUUUAUGAGCCGUUCGAACGGUUUGGUUACCCGUUCGGAAUUUUUUAUGAGCCGUUCGAACGGUUUGGUUACCCGUUCGGAAUGUUCUACGACCCGUUCGAACGGUUAGGCUACCCGUUCGCAAUUUUCCCCGAGCCGUUCGAACGGCUAAGCUACCCGUUCGGAAUACUUAAUCACCCGUUCGAACACUCAUUGAAACCCGUUUAAAACGGCUUGGUGACCCGUUUGUAACCCGUUCGAUGGCCGUUCAUUUCACCCGUUUAACGGAAAGUCGUUAUAGUACGUUUUCGCGUGAAAGGUCACAAUUGGUAGUUGCUGAUUUUCUCAGUACUUAGCUUAAGCUUAUUUAGUGCAGUGCGAAUUUCAUCAGAAACGGUAAAAUGAUAAACCGUACUUUUUAGUGAUAAAACGUGAUCUGGACGUGUUGACUAGUGUUAUUUUUAGUGUUACCCUUGACUUGUAGGAACUAAUGCAGGGCUUGAAAUAAUAGGGGUAGCGAAUGGUACGUCGAAAAACGUGGGUCUCGGAAAAUUUUGUCAGGAUCUCGAAAUCUCGGAAGCGUUUAUGAUAAGACUCGAAGUCUGGUUUUUUGAUGUUUUGUUUUUACUUUUUUGAGUCUCGAAACUUUUUACCAAAGAGUCUCGGGCUCGGAUUUCUAACUAGGAUCUCGGCGUCUCGGCGAGUCUCGGAUUUUACCAUUCACUCACACACACACUCACUUGGUCGCCCGAAGGCGGGCAACCACCAGAUCUUUCCACAGCCUCUUAUCAGCCAUCAGUACAGCAAUCACACUUGCUUCGAAUGCCCCAGUAUCCCUCUUACCAUUCGAUUUUACCAUUCGCCACCCCUAAUAAUAGGGAAUUUAGGAUAGUUCACUGGGGCCAUGACAGUUAGAAGGCGCAAAAUUUUUCAAUUUUAGAUCGGACAACAAAACAGAGGACAUCAUGAUGUACGAAACUCGCUUGUAAUUUCUUUUGCAGAAGGCUCAAUAAAUUACUGAAGAAGAGUUUCUUAUUUUAUAGGAAGAAUACGAAUCAGAAGAAUAAGGGUGCAAAUUAAAGCUAGCUAGUGUUCAAAACUAGUCAAUGCUUUUAUUUGAACUUUCCUUUCCUAAGCCAACACCUUUUGAGUUAAAGAAAUCUUUUCUUGAUAAAAAUGCAGUUUUAAGUUUAAAAAAAAGACAGCUACAAUUAUCACUGGUAGGUCCACUUAAAAAGUCAAACUUCUCAUGUGCCGAAUUACUAAAAUAUAUUUUCACUUGUUUAACCCAUUCGCCCCUGAACCGCCCGUAACCGCCCGUGCGGAUCCAGGUCCUUUCUACCCUUUGUGACGUCAUCAGUUUUAACGGUCAAGGACAACUUUCUUCGCUAACUUGUGCAGAGUGAAGAGAUCUUUCAAACCAUACCAGAAUGAGCACAAUUCAGUCAAGGACACCGGAGAAAGAAGUAAAAAACCACAUGACAAGGACCUGAAAAUCUCCAUGAAAAUCUUGUUCCAUUAGCCACCUACCUUUCCUUUCACCUAAUCCUAAGAUCCUAAAAGCUUUCCUAAAAACUCUUCCCACCAAAAUGAAGCCUACUAAAUGGCCAGCAAGAGAAAAAAAAAAUGAGGCAAGAAAGGCGAAAAAAGAAGGGAGGAGACAAAGCGAAAAGUAAAAGUCAAGACUGCUGUGUCACUUUUAAACCCAAAAACUAUCUAGAAAUUUUGCUUUCUGCGCAUGCCCGAACUUCGCAAGCUGAUAUUUUGCAUCUGGAGCAGAAGGCCGCCAAGUGUACGACCUGUAAACCGCUUUGUGGUAAGUUUUAGCUCUUUAUAGCACGACAGUGACCAGAAAACCACUCGACUAGCUUCAAAACGCGUUUUUCGGCAAAAUCUCCAGGAGCGAAUGGGUGCUUUUAGGAUCUUAGGAUUAGGUGAAAGGAAAGGUAGGUGGGUAAUGGAGCAAGAUUUUCAUGGAGAUUUUCAGGUCAAUGUCACGAGGUUUUUUGCUUGUUUCUCCAGUGUCCUUGACUGAAUUGUGCUCAUUCUGGUAUGAUUUGAAAGAUUUCUUCACUCUGCACAAGUUAGCGAAGAAAGUUGUCCUUGACCGUUAAAACUAAUGAUGUCACAAAGGAUAGAAAGUACCUGGAUCCGCACAGGCGGUUACGGGCGGUUCAGGGGCGAAUGGGUUAAAGGAUUCUAGACCACUGAACAUCGUGAAAUUGAUUUAGUUCAACUAAUUAAGUUUGACGUCUGAAUCAACCUCAAACUUGUAUCAUUUGGGUCGACCUAAAUAGGUAUUAAGUUCGGUACAUGCAAAGAUCGACGUUUGAGUUGGGCGUAACCUUUCUUUUCAGCAAUUUUCCUCUACCAUGGCGGACGACACUAGGUAGAAAACAAGCAGUCGCCAUGCGGCCGCGAGCUAAGUUAUGAAUGAACUCAAACAUUUUCGCUUUUUUUUUUUCAUUUCACUGAUAGGUAAAUCAAUGUAAACACAACCAAAUGCAUAUUUGUGACCUUAUUUAGGAAAAGGGGGAUUAAGGUGAAUAACAAAAAAACGUGUUUUAACACGUUUAUGUUAUAAACGUGUUUAAACACCGUUAAAACGUAUUUAAACAACGUUUAAACACACAAAAAACGCGUGCGCAAGAUUUUUAUGUCGAAAGAGCUUUACACAAACGACGCGUUUAAACGCUGUUAAUUUACCUCGAAUGAGGGCAUAAUUACACGUACACUUGUUUCAUUAUUGGGUGUCAUCCGGGGUUACUCUGAUUUAUUUGAAGCAAUGCAGCUCGACAAACCAUCGAAAACUUAAUUGGGUUGUUCCAGAAAAAAUCCACACCCCCCCGACGGAUGGGAUUCUGGAAUUUCUCGCGGCAGGGGGCAAACGUUUAGUUCGAUGACACUUAAGCGCUUUCAGACCCUGGAAAUAGUCAAAAUGUUUUGUUCAUAUAUUUCUCACCUGACAUAAAUGAUAAUCUAAGUUGCUUUUACACGUCCUUUUAUAGCAGAAAACGCGAACAAGAUACUAAAGAACGGGCCUGAAGGAACUCGUCGCAACGUUGUUGUCACGAAGAGCGUCAAACGCCUGACACAUUUCUACUGUACCCAGAGCCCAGCAGGCCAAGAGCGAUUUUUAUAAGCUAAGAAAUUAUGUAAACACUCGUUCAGGUGUCGUUCGCAUUUUUGUUUUUUGCUCCUUUCGUUUUUAGUUCCACGCGAUAGAAUUCUUAGUUUAAUAUAAGCUGAAGCUUUAGAAAUUAAAACAAAAACAUUUAGACCUGUUUGCGUGUAUUUUCCAUUAAAAAUAAAUUAAAUUUAAGCCUUUUAUUUUUUCCCGGAAAUCCAGGCGGGAGGGGGGGUCUUCCACCUUGGAAAUCCAGUUGGGAGGGGGGGUCUUGUGCUUCAGGAAAUCCAGGUGAGAGGGGGGGUUAAAAAAGGACCCCAUCCGUCGGGGGGGUGUGGAUUUUUUCUGGAAUAACCCAUUCAACGACUCGGAACGGAGAAGAAAUGCCGGAUCGAAAGUCCAACCAAAUAUGGCGGAGUUCUUUGAGGAAGAAAACAAAACACUAAAUACUCGGUGACUCAGUACGUAAAUCAUGAGCAUAAACUUCAACUUCAACAGCGCUGUUGUAGCGGUGCAGAAAAUUCCCGAAUCACGAUCUGGGCUGCAAAGUGGCUUCGAAAAGACAAAAUGUUGUUACCGGUAAUGGCCUACCACUUGUCAGUACAAAAAAAAAAAAGAAUUGCAGACUUCAAUAAUACAAUAAUCAUGAGACAUGGUGGAGGAGUCGACAAGGCCUUAGAAACGGUGUAAAAACCACUAGAAAGUCAAAAUGCAACUGAUACUUUUAAUCCACGCGUACACGUUACAAAAGCACGUGACAUAACAAAUCUGCAACAGUCUCGCUUUGUAAAUAUUCAGCAAUCACAGUCACUCUUCUAAAUGUAAGAACAUCAUUAACGUGCAGACAAUGAAGUUUAUCUUUUUUAGAAAUGAAGAGAAUAAGAGCGAUUGUGCUACAUAACGUUUGCACGGACACAAGCCAAAUGAUUUUUGAUUCGUUGCAACCGCGUAAGCUUGACAUCGCUCACCUUGACGUUUUGUCCAUGAUCCACGAUCUGCUACACUUAUUCAUGAAAGAAAUCAACCCAAUUUUACUUUGGUCGUCGUUAAAUUUUACAAUGGACUAAGGAAUGUACAUUAUCAUGAACGUUUUAAUCUUGUAAGUGCAUGCGUACCCCAGCUAAGUUUCUUGUAUCUGUGUUGCUUGCUCUGGUUCGAUUCGUCGGUACUUUAUAGCGUAGAAUUCACUGUACAGUGCCGUUGUUUACAAAUACGUUUGAGCUGUUUCAUCCAAAAAUAUCAACAGAACUUCCAUCUCGACACAGAACUAGAUGCAAAAAACUUACAAUGUAUGAAUGUUUGCGCCCUACAUUCAACGGUGGCACAUGUUUGUCUAGAUAUGUAAUGGGAUCUCAUGCAAAGGUGCCGACCAAUUAGAGUACAGCCUAGGAUGUCUCAAGGGAAUUAGCGAUAACAUUCCCACACUCUUCAGUCACGCAAUGAAUAUUAUUGAAAUCUUGAUUCAGAACACAUAGAAUUUGGAGGUUUAUUCAAUAAGCGAUCUUCCCUGCGCACAAGCUUACUCACAUUUCUUAGAGGUACAGUCAAAGUUUUCUUGUUAUAAAAGUGGGCGAAAAGCUGAUAUUUUCUGUUCUUACGGGGCGGGCGUCACGACAUCGUGACCAGUGACCCUGAAUGUAUUCAUGUUAUUCGAACGAUAACAUAAAACAUGACGAACGCUUGCGGCAUUAUUUCUUCGAUUCUGCUUCGCUUCUGAUCUGGCGACAUGCUUUUGUCGCCAAAAAUUCCGAAGCGGAAAAACCAAGGAGUCGAAUGUGAAAGUUUUAAAGAGUAUAAAAAGAUUAAAACAAGCUUGAGAAAAAGGAUUGACCAGCCUGUUGGUGAAGCCCGAUAUGCUGAUAGAAACAUUUUGAAACGUCGUUAGGUAGUUUGCAUUUCUUUGAGCAAUAUUGUUGGCUAUUGUAUUCAACAUGAAAACUACAGAAUCCGUAGGCUCAAUUCGACUGCUUGCUCCAUCCUUAGGAAGACUCGAAAACCGCAUCUUCUUUCCUGCGUGUGCUAAUUGUUUGGUUGCUGCGGUUGAUAGCACGACAUUCUUGCAGUACAAGUGGGCUAAAGUUGGUGUGCAUGAGGCGCUCACAGCAAAAACGAUAUUAUAGACGGAAUGUGAUUAUUAGCUGCAAUACAAUUUUUUAGCCACCUGCUAUGUAGAAAGGAAAGGCAAAAGGUAAGCUGCCAGUGAAUUGAUCAUUUUGACACAGUGAGUUGGAAGACAUGCACCCUAAUCUUCACGUUUCAUAUAAUAGAACACUGGUAAUUUAUUCAUUCAAAUACAACUAAAUUAGCUUACUUUCCAGCAUACGAAAUGCAAUAUUGAAGUGCAACAGAGCCGGUUGUUUAAACGCAUUAAAAAUCUGUUUAAACGCAUACAAAAUGCGUUUCCACGCUUUUCAACGAAGCCGAUUAAACGCGUUAGAACGUUGUUUUCUAAAUUCACCUUAAUCCCCCGUUUCCCAAAUAGGGUCACAUUUAACCCAUUGGCCAGGUCACUACGGUCGCCUGGGACAGUUGGAUAGAUGUCACGUCGUGCAAAACAUGCGUGACCUUUUACCGUCGUCCUUCUGGGACGGUGUGUUUUCACAGGGUUUCUCCUCAUGAAGACAAUGAUGAAACUGUCAUAAGAGUUCAGUGCACACUUAUUGUCACUUUUCUUCUAAAACUGAGUAGGUACUGUAUCUUAAAGUCCCUAAUUUCCCGGCUGGCACCAGUCAAGUUGUCCGGUCAAACCUAUUUUUGCUCAGACACAACCCGUUUUUGGCCAGACAAAUGUCUCUUAUCUAGGAUUAUCUGAUUGCACUUACAGUAAAAUACAUGCGGACUAUUAUAAAACAAUACUUUACAACACUACACACACUACUCCUGAAUUUGCCUUGAAGACUUUAUAGGGGACAAAGCAAAAAGUUUUUUACUCACAACUCCCAGAAAAUGAAAAGCCACUGUUUUCGCCCUGCCAUGCAGGGCUUCUGAAAUUUUGCACAGCUUCAGAGCUGUGAAAUUCAGGUAAAUCCGUGAAAUCCUAUGAAAUUCGGUAGAAAUCUUACCAAAUACAUAUUAGUUCAACAUAUUUGAGAUUUAUCGCGGCUAAUGGGGCUGUUUUGCCACAAACUUGCAAAUUUAUCUGAAACUUUGUAACUGCAACAAGAAAACGUCCCAAAACUAUAGGGUGUUCUUAGAUUAUUACUGCAAAAAGCUGGGCUCUGGCCAGUGCAUGAUAUAAAAAGCUUUGCCAUUGGCGCAUUUCUGAACCCAUUGUUGUUAAAACAACAAAUGAUAAUCUCUGAUUAAAAGAUUACCUUGUGCAAGACAAUACCAAGUCCAAGUGAGAUCGCAAAGCAAGCGGGGGUUUUGAGCACAAAAUCACCGGUUUAAUGAAAGGCAACAUUUUAUUUUGAUUUAUAUGUAGUUGAUGUUUCUGUUGCAGUUGUUAUUGCACAGGCUAACGUUCAUCAUUCCCCCCCUCCCCCCCCAAAAAAAAAAAUUGGCAAAAUUGCCGUUUUGUUUCAUUAGAAACGUUCGUGAAAUCAGCGCAAAACCAAUUGCUUUCAAGCGAAAUUGGCUUGAAAAUUUCUGCAAAAUUGGGUUUUUUUAACAAUUGUUUUUGGCGAAAUUUGUCCCGAAUUUUUCCACCAAAUUCCCGCGAAAUCGGCCGUUUUUUCUGCGAAUUCAUCUCUGAAAAUCCCACAAAAUUUGGCUUUUUUUCCACGACAUAUCAGAGGCCCUGUGUUAUGAAUGGUUUACAUUAUAAAAGUUCUUGAUCUGGUGGCCUUUUUCUCUCUCUCCUCCCACUUUCGAGUUUCAAGUUAUCUGAGUUUGAGAAACUGGGUACUACUGCAGAAUAUUCUUCAUGUGCCAAGAGGGAAGAUAAUUAUUAGAUAUCAAUUGAUUAAUUAAUUUGUUGAUUAUCGAUGUACAAUAAACACUUUUGUGAUCAAUUAUUGAUCACAAAAGUGUUUUAUGAUUAUCAAUUUUCAUGGGAAUCGAUAAAUUGAUACAUUUACCUUUCAAUGAAUUUCAUCAUGGGGUCAUUGUUUUGUCCAGCACCAUCAAUUUCAACAAAAUAAUUUAUGUCACAAAGCUUACUGAGACAUGAUUUUUUUUUUUUAAAUUGAAGUUUGUGUUAUUAUCAAUUAUUGGUCCUCGAUUGGUAGAAGCCAGUCAACUGCAAUUAACAGCAAAUAAAAUAAUUAUGUAUAACAUGCAGUUGGAAGAGAAAUUCUGACUGUGCAAAUGUUAUAUUGAGAGGUCAUAAGCGGUUUUUGUUGACAGACAUCACUUUUGACGCAUAAUAACCAUUUAGUAAAGGUUUCAGUUUGUUUUGUUUUCUCCAAAAUGCCCAGACCUGAAUACAUGUAACUGCAUGAAGUUGUUAUAUCCAUGAAUUUUGUCACUCUACAGAUGUAGGCCCAGAUCCAGGUUGUUCAGAUAAAACUGCUGGAUAUUUUGGGAAACUUGCCUAUCCAUUGGAUCAGAUUUAAAUCACUGUCCACCUUUUAAGGUAUCUGCACAGCAAAUUUUGCACAUUUUUGCAUCAUUUUUAGUGGUUGUUUUUUGGAUAAUAUCUAUAUGUCAUCCAUUGACAGUAUGAGGAACUAGAAUAUAUCAAAAUAAACUAUGUUAUGUCACCCAAAACGUGUUAAUUCAAUUACCCCCUAGGGUGACACGGAAAGAGAAAAAUCAAAAUUUCAGAAGAAUCCUUAGAGUUAUUGUUAAAAAGGAAAUGUAACACAAAUAAGGACGUAAGAUAGAAUAAUUCUGUGUUCGACCACGACACAGCUCCAAUUAAUCCAGCCUCUAGGGCACAAUUUGCUAUUUUGUAAUUUGACCCAUAUUUUGACAUCAAUAACUCAGCUGUACAGCAAUUCUAACCUUUAGUCAAACACAGAUCUGUUCAUUAACAUGCUCUUUGUGUAUUUGCCAAAUUUCACGAAGAAUUAAUGAUCCAUUCCUCCAAAAAACUGGUUCCCGUAAGUCAAGGUAAAUCGGUCACGCGGUAAUUAACGCUUUUCCAGUGUGAAAAAGCUUAUUUUCUUCUCAAAAUCAACUGUUUUUCCUCAAUACUACCAUCACAGACCUUCUUGCCCGCCAUUUUGAAUCACCGCUGUGUGAAAUGCUCGUGGAAGCCUAAGAAAAUGCCAAAUGACCUCUCCAUAGCCCCCUUGGAUUUUGAUACGUGACCAGUUGCUAGGUGUGACGCAUUUCCGGAAGAUGCGUUACUCAGUGUCAGCUUUAACGCAGUGAAGCGCGCCGAAGUAUGAAGAUUGAAGAAGAGGUUUAUUCAAAAUUGAAAAGAAUUGCUUCUGUAAAGUGAAAGAAAUUGGCAGAAAAACAGACCAGAGGAUUAGGGGCCAAGAAAACGUUUUACUCUCCCGGCAAAAUUGUCAGAAUAUAUCAGGUGAGAAGACACACCGAUGUAAUGUAAAUUUAAAACAAUAAUAAGCCCUGGAAAACGGAGUAUAUUUCAAGAACAUAACAAAUUUUGACAAGAAGCAAGUAAUAUUAGUCAUCACAGCUUUAACAGAAGGAAGAAAAAUCAAGUUGGACAUACAGCGGCUGUAGUUUGUCAAUGAAUCCAAGCAGUGAAUAGAUUUUGUUCAGCGCAUCAAUAGAACUUGAUGCUGGAAAGAGGAGUCAAAUUGCGCUCCUGCCGUCCUUUUUCUUAGUAACGGAAAUGAAAAUUUUUCUUUAACUUCCGGUAAAUCAGUCAACUUUUGAGUAGAUUUUCUCUUAAAUGCGAAGGUAUAUUCAAAAAAGAACACCAGAUAUGCAUAUUACAUCAUCUGAACUUACUGUAGAAAGAUUUUGAGGGCAAAAUAAAAUGUUGAAAAUUUGCCUGUGCAAAUACCUUAAACAACUGGGGCUAUCUCUUUAGUGUAGUUUGAAGGAUUUUGAAUUCUCGUGGAUAGUUAUUUUACUGAUCCAAAUCCAAUUGAAACAAUUGUAGCUUAAACUAAAGUUAUGUGGAUGAUAGAAAAUUGCACUGUGACUCAUUCCAGGCCCCAGUUGUUCAAAAGGUGGAUAGCACUAUCCACUGGAAAACGCAAUUAGUUUUUGUAAUACUUAUCCAUUGGAUAAUGAUUUAUCUGGUGGAUAGCGCUAUCCAACGUUUGAACAGUGGGGCUUAGAUUGUUAUUUCUUACUGAUUCUGUCCAUUUUGUUCUUCUGUAAACAUUAAUGUUGUAUAAUAGACUGGAGUAUGACAUUAAAUACUAGGUGAAUUCUCGUUAAUUGGUGAUUAGAUACUUUUAGACUACAUGUAGGUUAACAUUUGUCUAGUGACUGUUCUCUGUCAAAUGCCACUUUUUUAUUACCCCAGCCAUGGUGCAGCCCUAUAUGUAUCUCCCUACUGCAUGACAUGCAGUGAGUGUUGUUUGUGACAAAAAGAAAUGGCAAUACAAAGCCAAUUAUUUCUGACAAUUGUUGAGAUCCAGAAUCUGAACUUUUUUUAACAAGUAUAGUCCAAAAUUCAGGUCCCAAAAAUGGAGGAAAUGGUAAUCCACUUCAAUUGCAGGAUCUUCAAAUCUGCUAGAAUUUUGCUCUGAAUCCAAAAUCUGGGCAAAAAUCCUUUCAAAAUGUGAUCUGGUGGCCCAUUCUCCCCUCUCAGUAAGUAAGCUACUAAAAUUGAGUGGAAGAGGGUUCUCAAUAGAAACCGGCACCCAGUGAUUGAUCACUGCCUACUUUGGAAUUUGUACAUGUAACUGCUUACACCAUGUAUUUUGCAUUCUAUUUGCUGCUUUUCCCAUCCUAGUUUACAGCCCAUCCGUUUGUCACUGCCACCUACUUAAGGUUGGGCAGAUGCCUACUUCAAAUCCUAUUGAGAACCCUGCUGGAACAUUAUUGUUUUUAUGUGUUACGUUUGCCAAGUACAGUGUAUAUACACUUGUUAAUCGUAAGAAUUUAACAUAAGCAGUGAUCAGAACUCACUAACAGCAGUAUUUAAAUACACUCCCUUGGAUCUGUUCAAUAGGCCAUUUCUGAAUUCUGAAAAACUCUCACUUUCAAAACAAGGAUAAGUGCAAAACCUUUGUUGUGAAAUUGAGACUUAUUUGUGUGAUAAUGAAAAGAAUUCCAUAUCAAUGUCUUCGCACUUAGCAUUCCUUUGAAACAAAGGGCUGAGGCAACUUGGAAAUGGCCUAUUACUUAAGACCUUACUAGUUUGUUGACAUGUCAAUUUUGGUGUGAUAAGUGCAACAGAGUCAUGCUGUUAAACACCACAGCUGUGACGAUAUCAGCGUAGAGGUACAGCGUAGCUUAAAAAUACUUUAAUAGUUGUUGCCGUUAAAUUUUUUAACCGUUUUUUUUUUUUUUUUCGGUCUUAUUACCAUAGUCUGAGGCAAAGGGAAAUAAUUCUAAAUACAAUAUAAGAAUUUUCAAUCAGAGAUAAAUUUGAAUCACAACAUAAUAUCUCACCAUCAUGUUAAAAUAAUUUUUUUUUUAGCUGGGUCUCUGGAAGGGCCCCUGAUGGUAGAAUCCAGCAUUACAUGCUGAAGAUAAGAAGCUGAUCUGGCUGAGAAAAGCGCCGACAAUCAGUGUGGCAGAAUUGUUCAAGAUGAUCAAGCUGCUGGCUUAUUCUCAGUUCAUGGACGGGUUGUCACAAGACCUCUACAAAAGCAGCUUAAUAGCACUAAAUCAGUGAGACAGCGUUGAUGAUGCAUGUCUUGUUCAAAGUGAUGUCAAGGAUUGUGGAGAGGAAUGGAGUAAUAUUUAGCUGAAAGAAUGAACAACAUAACCUAUCAACCCUCACUCUACUUUACCAUCUUUAAUGUACUUAAUUUGCUCUUUGAAUGUGGCCAUUCUUAGUGACAUAUCAUUCUUUUUGUUAUGAAAAAAACACUUGACUAAGACACCCGGAAGUUUUUAGAUUUAUACUGUAACUGCAUUCAGUGACAAAAUUGUUGAGACAUCGUACUCAAAUAGGGUAACUACAGCGAACAAAAGAAUCCACACCCCUCCCCCAUCCCCUCCAUUCAAAGUUGGGGUGUUUUUUGUUUUCUGUAGGUAGCUCGAACAGUAGCUCAACAUUGCGUGGAGGGGAUGGGGGAGGAAAAGCUUUAUUUUCUCCUUUGUAAGUCAGUAAAAGUGAUGUUCAAAGCCCCUUUAGGGCAAAGUGUGUCGACUAAUUUUGUUGCCAAUUUUGGCCUCUGAUUGCAAUCCUUGUGUAUUUUAUUUCAA
This is a messenger RNA of Porites lobata, 13788 nucleotides long. The record is from the annotation of a GenBank genome assembly. Lineage: Eukaryota; Metazoa; Cnidaria; Anthozoa; Scleractinia; Poritidae.